CUUUUGUAUACGUUCGAAGUUCAAUCCAUGCGCAAUGAACUUGCGCAUUUACGAAAAGGGUGAAUAAGUGAAAAAUUUUGGUAAGAUUUUCGGAUAGUUAACUCAACGAUAUUCAAGAUGACUGGUGGUACAUCCACCGAAAAGUCAACAAGUAAUCCUCUGGAACAAUUUGUGCUGCUUGCAAAAACAGCUAAAGGUGCAGCAGCUUUGGAAUUAAUACGUCAAGCUGUAGAAACACCGGGAGUUCAUGUCUUCGGUGAAUUACUGGAUAUGCCAAAUAUAAAGGAAUUGGAAAGUGGUCCAUAUGUUCAAUAUUGGAAUACAUUAAAUUUAUUUGCAUAUGGUACAUACAAACAAUAUUUAGAGAAUAAGGAUAAGGUACUAGAAUUGACUCCAACGCAAAAAAAGAAGCUUCAGCAUCUUACAAUUGUGACUCUUGCAACCAAGUCUAAAUGUAUACCUUAUUCUGUCUUACUCGAAGAACUUGAUAUAAAAAAUGUCAGAGAUCUAGAGGAUUUAAUAAUAGAAGCUAUAUAUGCAGACAUAAUACAUGGUAAAUUAGAUCAAAAGAAUUCUCAAUUGGAAGUGGACUAUGCUGGUUUAGGACGCGAUGUUAGACCUGGUGAUGCAGGAGUAGUAGCAGAAACUUUAUCUGCUUGGGGAGAAGCUUGUGAUGCUGUUUUAGCAUGUAUUGAAGAACAAGUAACACGUGCAAAUGUAGAAAAACAAAAAGCUACUUAUCACAAAGAAAGAAUACAACGAGAUAUUGCCAAUAUAAAGAAGUCACUUGCUGCUCAAGCUGGUGGUGGUGGAGUGCAAGAAGCUGAUGUAGCAGGAGGUAGUUCUAGUGCAGGUGGCAGUGAAUCUGGUAGAGAAGCCUUACCAGUGCUACCAGAUUUAAAGAAAAAGCAACAGAAGAUGAAAUGUCUCAGAGGCAGUGACAUGCAAUCGUCACCGUAGCAGAGAGACUGAUGGUUACUGACAUCGACGUAAUCCUCAAUGCGACAUGAUUGCCAGUACCAAAAUAGAGUGGAACAAAGGCUAACCAUAUAACGCAGGUAGUGUACAUAGUAAAGCCUAAUUAAAUGAUUAUUAUGUUGUUUAUAUUUCAUUUACUACGUAAAUUGUAUUAAUUCUAAUUGAGUAAUUUAUGUUGUGUAUGCUUUAAGAAAUAAUAAUAAUAAUAAUAAUAAUUAUAAGCGAUAAUAAUAAUAAGCGAGCUCAAAUGUAAUGUCUAAUGGAAAAAUUAAUAUUAUAUAUACAUACAUAUAUGCAUGUU
Molecule: messenger RNA, 1279 nt
Organism: Vespula pensylvanica (western yellowjacket)
Lineage: Eukaryota; Metazoa; Arthropoda; Insecta; Hymenoptera; Vespidae
Gene: CSN7
Product: COP9 signalosome complex subunit 7
Exons: 4
Coding region: 118-960 (280 amino acids)
Biological process (GO): COP9 signalosome assembly
Cellular component (GO): COP9 signalosome
Source: RefSeq, a predicted model, not a curated record